Molecule: messenger RNA, 1539 nt
Organism: Suillus subaureus
Lineage: Eukaryota; Fungi; Basidiomycota; Agaricomycetes; Boletales; Suillaceae
Product: Sodium/calcium exchanger protein-domain-containing protein
Exons: 18
Coding region: 1-1539 (512 amino acids)
Biological process (GO): calcium ion transmembrane transport; intracellular calcium ion homeostasis
Cellular component (GO): fungal-type vacuole membrane
Molecular function (GO): calcium:proton antiporter activity
Source: RefSeq, a predicted model, not a curated record
AUGUUCUCAACAGAAAGAAUCAUCCGCAGGCACACUGCCACAGAGGCGCACAAUCGGUUAUCGCAUCAGCCGUUUCAUGCCAAUGUGACGCGUAGAAAAAGCACGAGUGAUAUCGGUCGUCAAAAAAUGGCCUUCCUUCCCACUUUACGAAAGGCUGCAACGUUGAUGUUUACCCCGGAGACAGCGAUAUCCAGAGCCCCCAAUACCUGGAGAAGCAUUCGCGCCAUCAUCCUUUCAUCAUGGUUCAACGUUCUGCUCGUGUUUAUUCCCAUAUCCUGGGCAAUCAACUUUGCUCUCCCUAAUCAACACAGUCUAAUCUUUGUCUUGACAUUUUUUGCCAUCAUUCCAUUGGCCAAGCUCCUGGCGUUCGCUACGGACGAACUCUCCAUAAGGGUCGGCCAAACUCUGGCAGGUCUUCUAAAUGCUACAUUGGGAAAUGCCGUUGAACUCAUCGUUUCAAUCAUCGCACUCACAAAAUGUGAACUCACAAUUGUCCAGUCCUCCUUGGUGGGAUCUAUUUUGAGCAAUCUUCUGCUGGUGCUGGGAAUGUGCUUCUUUGCCGGGGGUAUGCGGUUUUCAGAACAGGGUUUCGGACAAAGUGCUGUGCAACUGAAUUCGUCACUGCUUACCAUUAGCGUCAUUGCCGUUUUACUGCCUGGCGCUUUCAACAUGGCAUUGCAAGGCCAGUCUACAUAUAAUGCGGCGUCGACAUAUGACAACAUACUAAAGACCAGCCAUGGUGUUGCCAUCAUUCUCCUUUUCAUUUAUGGUUCAUAUCUGGUGUUCCAACUGUUUUCACACAAAGCCCUCUAUGAUGACAGUGGCGCGGACAUACAAGAGACAAAAGUCUAUGAGGGCCAAAAUCCAUGGCUACAAUUGAGACUCUACCGUCGUAAGAAUGCUAAACUUGUACAAUCCCCUCGGCCGACGGGUGAUGAAGAAGCUGCAUCCAAUCCUAUUGUGCCCGCUGAAGGUACCGACCCAGAACGUCGGUCUGCGUCCACGGAGGACACAGAUCCUGAGGUAGAAACAUAUAUGAGUGUCCCUGUGUCCCUCGGGCUUCUGGUCGUUGUAACUGUGUUGGUGGCUGUUACCGCGGAGUUCCUUGUUGAUUCGAUUAACGGUUUGACUGAAUCUGGCGCCAUCAAUAAAGAAUUUGUUGCCGUGAUCUUGCUUCCCAUAGUCGGUAAUGCAGCGGAACAUGUUACUGCUGUCACAGUGUCCGUCAAGGACAAGCUAACCCUGAGCUUGGGUGUUGCUGUCGGAUCCAGUAUCCAAAUUGCACUCUUCGUUAUACCGUUCAUGGUGACGCUCGCUUGGAUUAUGGGUAAAAGAUUGACGCUCCUCUUUGACCCGUUGGAGUCAAUCGUACUCUUCCUAUCUGUCCUCACCGUGAACUACGUUGUACAGGACGGCAAGUCAAAUUGGUUAGAGGGCAUGGUUCUCAUGUGUCUAUACUUGAUCCUGGCUGUUACAUUCUGGUUUUACCCCGGUACGUCGCUGACUGAGAUGUUUGUAAAUUGCCGAGGUGCUGAGUAG